GGUCCUUCGCGCGCUUCUGUAUUCUGUUCCGUCGCAGCCUCCGCCGCCGCCUGCGCCCCCGCUCCGGUCUGUGGUGUAGCCGGGACCCAGGACCAUGUCGCUGUCACGCUCCGAGGAGAUGCACCGGCUCACAGAAAAUGUCUACAAGACCAUCAUGGAGCAGUUCAACCCCAGCCUCCGCAACUUCAUCGCCAUGGGGAAGAACUAUGAGAAAGCCCUUGCAGGCGUGACCUUCGCUGCCAAAGGCUACUUUGAUGCCCUGGUGAAGAUGGGAGAGCUGGCCAGUGAGAGCCAGGGCUCCAAGGAACUUGGAGACGUCCUCUUCCAGAUGGCUGAAGUGCACCGGCAGAUCCAGAACCAGCUGGAAGAGAUGCUGAAGUCUUUUCACAAUGAGCUCCUCACACAGCUGGAGCAGAAGGUGGAGCUGGACUCCAGGUACCUGAGCGCAGCACUGAAGAAAUACCAGACGGAACAGCGGAGCAAGGGUGACGCUCUGGACAAGUGUCAGGCCGAGCUGAAGAAGCUCCGCAAGAAGAGCCAGGGCAGCAAGAAUCCACAGAAGUACUCAGACAAGGAGCUGCAGUACAUUGACGCCAUCAGCAACAAGCAGGGUGAGCUGGAGAGCUACGUAUCUGAUGGCUACAAGACAGCCCUCACCGAAGAGCGCCGAAGGUUCUGCUUCCUGGUGGAGAAGCAAUGCGCCGUGGCCAAGAACUCUGCUGCCUACCACACCAAGGGCAAGGAGCUGCUGGCCCAGAAGCUGCCGCUGUGGCAGCAAGCCUGUGCCGACCCCAACAAGAUCCCAGACCGGGCCGUGCAGCUGAUGCAGCAGAUAGCCAGUAGCAACGGCGCCAUCCUCCCCAGCGCCCUGUCGGCCUCCAAAUCCAACCUGAUCAUCUCAGACCCCAUUCCUGGAGCCAAGCCCCUGCCGGUGCCCCCAGAGCUGGCACCAUUCGUGGGGCGGAUGUCUGCUCAGGAGAAUGUGCCCGUCCUGAAUGGCGUCGCAGGCCCGGACAGCGAGGACUACAACCCCUGGGCCGACCGCAAGGCUGCCCAGCCCAAAUCCCUGUCUCCCCCGCAGUCUCAGGGCAAGCUGAGCGACUCGUACUCCAACACACUUCCCGUGCGCAAGAGUGUGACCCCGAAGAACAGCUACGCCACCACUGAGAACAAGACUCUGCCGCGCUCGAGCUCCAUGGCGGCCGGGCUGGAACGCAACGGCCGCAUGCGGGUCAAGGCUAUCUUCUCCCACGCGGCGGGUGACAACAGCACCCUGCUGAGCUUCAAAGAAGGCGACUUCAUCACCCUGCUGGUGCCCGAGGCCCGCGAUGGCUGGCACUACGGCGAGAGCGAGAAGACCAAGAUGAGAGGCUGGUUUCCCUUCUCAUACACCCGGGUCCUGGACAGCGAUGGCGGGGACAGGUUGCACAUGAGCCUGCAGCAGGGCAAGAGCAGCAGCACUGGCAACCUCCUGGACAAGGAUGACCUGGCCAUCCCCCCUCCCGACUACGGCACGUCCUCCCGGCCCUUCCCCACGCAGACUGCCGGCGCCUUCAAGCAGAGGCCCUACAGCGUGGCUGUGCCCGCCUUCUCCCAGGGGCUGGAUGACUACGGAGCCCGGUCUGGGAGCAGCAGCAGCGGCACGCUGGUGUCCACAGUGUGAGGAUGUGAGCCGGCAGCCGCUCCGAAGAGCCCCUCCCCCGCCUCCGUCGGUUUCCCUCAGCUCGCGUUGGUUUGUUCUUGGGUUUUCUCCCCACCUGCUCCCGCCUUUUGGUUGGUGACCCCAGACUCUGAUCCCCCAGGGUCCAUGGUGCUGCUCCCUGCGCCCCGCCCCCUGCUCGGCCACCAUCCGGGGGCCCGGCCUUGAGCAGACAUUGCCAGGCAGGGCCUGCGGGCCCGGUGGCCAGCAGUGACCUCGCCCUGCCCAGCCCUGCCCUGCCCUGCCCUGCCCUGCGGUGUGCACAGCGCACAGCCCUUUUCUCAGGCUCGCUGCGAGCCAGCCUAGAGCUCGAAGAAAAAUUCUAAAAAAAAAAAGCAAAAACAAAAAAGGGGGGCACAGGGAAAGGACUUCUUUCCCUGGAACACACAGAUAUGCAUGGACUCUGGUGUACGUACUGUUAUCCCGCAUCCCACCCUGGCGUACCGGCUCUUCUAGAACAGGGAGGGGGCUCAGGCUCAGAACCCCACCUGCCCCAGGCCCCUUCCAAGGGCUGCACCAAGAAAGGGGGCUUGUGCCACGCUUGGGGGGGGCGCCUCCUGAGGAAGCUGGCCACUCCUGUGAGGGAGACCCCAGCCCCGGCCCUCCUGGCCCUGCCCACCAGGCCAGGCACAGGGCCUCUCGGUGGACCUCACUGGCCAGGUGUCCCGAGCGCGCGGCGGCGCCCGGGGCGGGGUGGCGUACCUCACGCGGUGUGCGGGCGGGGGCGGGGGCGGGAGCAGGCGCUGCCUGGCCACACGCAGACAUUCCAAAGACCUCCAGAGACGACCCCACCCCACUUGUUUUUGGAACUUGUUUCUUUAACCAGCCUUGUGAGGAAGUCACAGCCCCCUGUGGCCACUGGGCUGCAGGGGGCGGGGUGUGCGUGGCCGGCCUGGUGAGGCUGGCCCCAGGAGGGCUCUGGGCAGGCUGCCCCAUGCCUCCGGCCCUCGGGGAGCAGCGGCCCCCGCCCCGCUGCCUCCUAAGCACUCUCGUCUUUUUGUGUGUCUCGGUGACUUUAGAAGCAAGCACACUGGACUCAGUGGCUACUGGUUCUGUCUCUUCACACACUGAAUUCUGGGCAGCCGAGCCAAGGCACGGCGGGGUCCGCACGCGGCCGGUGGGAGCCCCUUGUGAAGCGGUGGACGCGCCUCUUUCCAGUGUGGUUUAGCUAAACCCUCCCGCACCCCUGCCGAGGACUAGAAUGUGGCCCGUGGUGUCCGCGAGUGGCCGCUCCGGCAGACAUGCCCUGUUUUAUAUUUAAGGAAAACACAGCCAGAACCUGGACCUGUGUAAGAAACCUUCUGUGUCGUUCUGACUUUGCUAAAAGAUUUUAAAUCCAGGGGACUCCAUGUGCAAUGGACGAAUGUAGACACAAGUCAGCAACACUCGUGUGAAGAUGUAAAGUGCUGAAAAUAUUUUUUUUUCCUUUUUCCUUUCCUUUUUUUUUUUAAAUCUGAAUUGUGCCCUGUACUGCAGUUAACCGUUUGAAUAAAAGUUUUAUUUAUUGCAUCGA
Molecule: messenger RNA, 3212 nt
Organism: Dipodomys spectabilis (banner-tailed kangaroo rat)
Lineage: Eukaryota; Metazoa; Chordata; Mammalia; Rodentia; Heteromyidae
Gene: Baiap2
Product: BAR/IMD domain containing adaptor protein 2
Exons: 14
Coding region: 95-1663 (522 amino acids)
Biological process (GO): positive regulation of actin filament polymerization; plasma membrane organization; actin crosslink formation
Cellular component (GO): nucleoplasm; cytosol
Molecular function (GO): cytoskeletal adaptor activity; protein binding
Source: RefSeq, a predicted model, not a curated record